This is a messenger RNA of Dinoponera quadriceps, 1063 nucleotides long. It is a transcript of the gene RpII33, whose product is annotated as DNA-directed RNA polymerase II subunit RPB3. Gene Ontology annotation, biological process: DNA-templated transcription. Gene Ontology annotation, molecular function: protein dimerization activity; DNA-directed RNA polymerase activity. Gene Ontology annotation, cellular component: RNA polymerase II, core complex. Lineage: Eukaryota; Metazoa; Arthropoda; Insecta; Hymenoptera; Formicidae. The transcript has 5 exons. The record is from RefSeq and is a predicted model, not a curated record. Bases 131 to 961 code for a protein of 276 amino acids.
AAGGUUGGCUGCUAUGGUCCAGAAGCUUGAAAAUUUGUUCGCUUCGUUUUAUUUGAAUGUGAUCGUAACGUGAGGUGUGUUGAAUGUUAUCGUGAAUAAACGGAUAAUACUGAAUCUCUAAACAAAUAAAAUGCCGUACGCCAAUCAACCAUCAGUCCAUAUUUCAGACUUGACCGAGGAGAAUGUUAAGUUCCAAGUGGAGGAUACGGAAUUGAGCGUAGCGAACAGCAUGAGACGUGUUUUUAUCGCUGAGACUCCAACAAUGGCCAUCGAUUGGAUACAACUGGAGGCCAAUUCCACCGUGUUAAGUGAUGAAUUCUUAGCUCACAGGAUUGGAAUGAUACCAUUGAUCAGUGACGAUGUAGUCGACAGAAUACAAUAUACGAGGGAUUGCCAGUGCAUGGAUUUUUGUCCGGAAUGCAGCGUGGAAUUUACUUUGGACGUUAAAUGCACCGAAGAUCAAACUAGGCACGUGACCACUGCGGAUUUCAAGUCAAGUGAUUCCAGAGUAUUACCGGUCACAUCUAGACACAGAGAAGACGAUGCGAGCGAGUAUGGAGAGACAGAUGAGAUAUUGAUAGUGAAACUGAGAAAAGGACAGGAACUGAAACUAAGAGCAUAUGCAAAGAAGGGUUUUGGGAAAGAGCAUGCAAAAUGGAAUCCAACUGCUGGUGUAAGCUUCGAAUACGACCCAGACAAUUCUAUGAGGCAUACUUUGUUUCCCAAGCCAGACGAAUGGCCUAAGUCAGAGUACAGCGAACUAGAAGAAGACCAAUAUGAAGCGCCGUUUAAUUGGGAAGCUAAGCCGAACAAAUAUUACUUCAACGUCGAAAGUAGCGGCGCCCUGAAACCGGAAAAUAUCGUCAUAAUGGGAAUCGUGGCGUUGAAGAACAAAUUGUCGAAUUUACAGACACAAUUGAGCCAUGAAGUGCAAAGCGACGCGUUAAGCAUUCAUCAUUAAAUUGUAUUAUUAAAUUAUGCUAGACAGGGCUGUAAGUUUAUACCUAGGAAAUAAUUCGGGUACUUUUCAUUGAAAUAAAGUAUCCCAACUAUGGAGAUUGAA